UCAUAUCAGAAACAGGUUUCAAAUACGUACUAUGUCAAUAUGUACAAGGCUAAGUCCUUUUACUCUCUAUGUUUAUCUGUCGCUUUCACAUAUAUAGUUUUCAAAAACUAUAAUGGAAUGAAAAUGAUAAAAGACUCAGCAAAAGAAAACCACGAAUUUGGAAAUAUCAGUCAGUACAUCAAAAUUGGGAAUGGAAGACGUUUUGAAUUUGCUAAAAUCAUCAUCAUAAUAGCAUAUGGUAGAUCUGGAUCGACAUUUACGGGCUCAAUAUUUCGAGAAAUUACUGGUGCAUUUUACCUUUAUGAACCUAAUCGAGCUCUAACUUUACCAUUUACAAAGUAUAGAAACGACAAUGUCACGUUAAGUUAUUUCUAUCGGAAAUCUAGUUUGUUUAGUAUGACAAGACAAACGGAAUACUUGCUAGAUGCAAUUAAUCUCUGGCUUCACUGUAAUUUAAGUUCAUUAUGUAUUCCAAUAUGUGUGGAAAAAAAGUCAACGCCAAAUGCCAAUGGAUGCUGUGGGAAAAAUGGAACUUUUAAAGCUAGUCUACAAGCAGAAGAAAAUUACUGUAAAAAAGCACCUGUAAAAGUUAUGAAAUUUAUUAAAUUGAGGAUGAAAUAUUUAUUACGGUUUUUGCAUGUGUAUCCAAAUUUGAGAGUGGUACAUCUUGUUAGAGAUCCGAGGGGAAUUUUUAAUUCAAGAUGGGUUGAACAAAAACACUCACAUUGGAAACUGAUAGUACAGAGUCAUUGCAGAACAUUAAUAGAAGAUCUAACAUACUCUAAAAAGAUUCUUGUACAAUAUCCUAAUAGGCUGUUCAUUGUUAGCUAUGAGAACCUGGCAAAUGAACCAAUACGAACAACACAAGAAAUGUUUCAAUUUGCAAGCUUAGAGUUUUCAAAAAACAUCAAAAUGUUUUUGGAAAACCAAACACUAUCCAACCGAGAUACUUGUAGACAUUGCACGCAGAGGAAAAAUUCUAGUGCAACUGCAAUAAAAUGGCGAACAGAGCUUGACUCAUAUACAGCACAGUUUAUACAAAGCGCUUGCAGUAUAAGCAAUAAAGUUUUAGGCUAUCUUCCAUUAUCUGGCAAAAGUGAAAUGAACAACUUUUCCAUUCCGUCAAGAAAGGUAGUAGAUAUACAAACGGAACUAUUAUCUAACGAAAACUUGCAAUAAGAACGUUUGAAUUUUGGUAAAGGAAGUGAAAAAAUGUUAAAAAGUAGUCAAUAUAAAGUUGUGGGUUAAGGUUAUACUAAGGGUUUAGAGCACAGGUUACUUGACGGAAUAAAUUACAUGUAUUUGCAAUAAGGGACUUGAUGCAUGAUAUUAAAAGCAAAUUGACACUUUUAAAAAGUUUAAAGGCCUGCGCUACAGUUUCUGUAUAUGAGAAUGGCGAAAUAUUUAUCAAAAACAGAGUUCCUUCAACUUUUGGAUAUUGAAGGACAAUUAUCUAAGAAACAAAUACAUGUAUAUGCAAUCAAAGACAUAAGUCACCAGUACUGAACAUAAAAGAUUACCUACCCUUAUAUACCGUCGAAAACCUUAUUUUGUGAAGUUUUGUAUCAGUUCAAUCGAAUUUUUUACCAGUAUUCUCUCAUGCACCAAUGUACGAAUAGUAAACUGAAUGAUGGCAAAGUUGCUUGCUGUCUGUCAUAUAUUAGCUAAGUUAAAGCCGUACAAAAUACGCCUUUUUGUUGGGUUAAGUUUAAGAUUACCGGAAUGUAAACAGACUCAGUUAAAUCAAAUCUGCUAUUAGUGUACUUGUUUGCCUUCCUUUAAUUUUGUCUAGGUCCAAUAUACAAAUCAGCGGACCUAUAGUAGUUGUCCCUGACAUUAUUCAAAUUUGUAAAAAUGUUGUUUUUUCCUAUGUUGUUUACGUAACAUGUAAAUACGUUCCUUUUUAUGAAUAUGAGUGCAUAAUCCACAGUUUCUUCUACAGUAACUCUAAACAAAGUUAUCCUCAUUUUGCUCAUAUGAAUAUAUUUUUUUUAGAUUUGCGGUUGUCUUUCAUUCUUACUAAAUACGUGUCUGUCUAUAAUUUGUUAGUCAUGUCUUAUUUUG
Molecule: messenger RNA, 2064 nt
Organism: Mercenaria mercenaria
Lineage: Eukaryota; Metazoa; Mollusca; Bivalvia; Venerida; Veneridae
Product: carbohydrate sulfotransferase 3-like
Exons: 3
Coding region: 40-1179 (379 amino acids)
Biological process (GO): N-acetylglucosamine metabolic process; sulfur compound metabolic process
Molecular function (GO): N-acetylglucosamine 6-O-sulfotransferase activity
Source: RefSeq, a predicted model, not a curated record